UCCUCUAGCUUUUUCAAUGCCUUUGUUAGUUGUUACCUAUCCAUGUCAUUAAUAAUAAUAAUAAUAAUAAUACAAAUAUUUACAGAGGACGGCCUCAGUCACUUGAGGGCACUUUUCAUGAGGGUCCUCUAUUUAACUAAUUGUAUCGAUUUAUUAAAAACAUUGAAAAUUAAAAAAAUUCAUAUCAGGGUGGAUAAAAUCAGAAAUAGUUGCCAUUUUUCAGAAAAAGUUCCUUGAUGAAGCUUAUUAAGGUUUUAUCUAAUGUGAUACUCAGAGUAGUAACUUUCAGCCACCCUGUGAGCAGUGGUGAAGCUAACCAAGAACAGGUGGUACUGCCCAAAGGGGGUCUGGGGUGCUACAAAGGGGGGCUAUGCCCCAGCAAAAGUGCGUGAAGCCACGCCCUGAAGACCCUUCGGGAUAUGUUGAAAUCAAGAUUGCAGUGAAACAUUUUUCACUGCUAUAUUUUGGAAAAAAGGGACGAGGGUUCAGAUCCUUUCAAGCUCCUCCUACCUUACAUUGAAGAAGCCAAAUAAGCAUCACAAAAAUUCUUUCUAGAAUAAGUAAUAUUUGAAAAUUUUUUAAAUCAUUAACUAAAAAGAAAUUGCUUGUACAAAUAGGCAUAUAUAGUUGUAAUACAUACGGGAAACAUAAUUGAUGCAAAUUAUUUAAAAAGUAAAAAUAUUUUGUCACAACAUGGAUAGGUAUGAUGCAUGGUAGAUAGGGUCUUGAAUUAAUUUGUUUUGAAAAUCAGAGAUUGACAUUUUGCCAGUACAAUACAAUCUGAGUCACAGAGUACAAAAGUUCCUAGUAAUUACCAUUGUUUAAGCAGGCGUCCUUUUCAUCGGGACCUCUGAAUGGUAUGGUAGUUCCUGUUAAGACAGGAUAACGAACUGCUGAGAUUAAAUUUAAGCAAAUCCUUUUCCUGUCAUGCACACUCCAUCUCCCCUCCAUCUCGACUUUCCUGGUAGAAUAAAAUGAAGAUUCUCUCUCGGCAGCGGCGGCAAACUUUUUCUACUGUUUAUGUUUAGCCCUUUGAAUAUGACUUCCUUUGCUCUCUGCAGUCUGAGAGAAAAGUAUAUGAAUGCCAGGUUUCUCGCCAUGUCUGUGAUAUUCCUGACUUGAACAGUAAAUAGGACCAACAGAACGACUCCAAACAAUUUGAUAUCCAUAAGUACCGUCUUCAAAUGGUCGAUUCUUGUAUAAAUCAAGUGACAACAGUUUAGCCCUGUCCUGUCCGAAGCUUCUAGCAGCAAAAGACUUCUACAACAGCAAUGAUGUCUUCGUUACAGUUAUUUUGAUCCAUGAUAUCAAAAUAUUUAUUUUUCUUAAUGAAAGCCUUACUAUGGCCAGAGUGGAUAUUCUUUGUGACCACGCACAGCGCAGAAAAUCAUCAAAUUGUAAGAAAACAUAUGGCUCCAAAAGUCUAGGCCCUGCCUUCAUGAAAAAGCAGGACCUGAGGUCCUGCCAUUUCUGAAGGGUAGAAGCACAGAAUAGAAAUUUCAUUUCUUUUCUGUGGUAGGAGUGCCAUUGUUUUCUUCUAUUGUGAGACAGAACCAAAAACAGGGCUACGAGGCGUUUAGGGUUUAGUUUUGUCUACGAGUAUUGGACGUUUAGGGUUUAGUCCAGACAAGAAAUGCCUUUGAAUCAGUCAUAUAAUCAAUUUUUCUUCUUCUAAAAAUUGUUAUCUUUUGAAAUUUGUGGUCCUGCCCAGAGGAUAAGCAGUUUUAUUAAGAGGAUAAGCAGGAACUUUGGCUUCGCCACUGCCUGUGAGUACCCUGGUGAAAAUUUCUUCAUGAAAAGGCAUGGAAUAUUGUUGUUUUGCAGUACCAGCUUUCCAAUAUUUCUUGGAAAAUCAGCGCUAAAUUUGUCACUAAGUUACAAAAAAGCAUUAAAAACUUUAUUGAUGUUAGCCAUAUUGUUUGCAAACAUGAAAUGAACACCUGCAUUGAGUUAUCGACAACCGAGUCAUUAUGAGCAGUGUUUAUUGUAUGUAGGGUUUUAAGAUUAUGAAAAGAGAGACUUGUGGAAUUAAUGUAGUUUGUUUUUGAACAGGGCAUUUUAAAAGUCAUCAAAAUCAGCCUUUUUUCACCGUUAUUUGUUUUCAAGUGUCUCGCUUGUUUAGAAAAUCUACAGGUGUAAGUUAUUUUAGUUUUCCUUUGCAGCAUUUUUCAAUAAUUUGUUAUUAAAGAUAAAUUCAUUCUUUCCAAUAGAAUUCCUUUGCUAGGCACAUUGGGUUUCUAAAUAAAGCUGUAAUUUAUUGUAAAAUUCCAUGUUGUUUUCUGUCAAUCUCAAGAUGCUCAGUUUAAUAAGCUUUAAACUCAGAAAUCUUUUACAAGAAGCAGCUGAUCGCUCGUUUUAUUUGGGCUUGAAUCGAAGUGAGUUCAUGAGAAAAUCUGCAAGGACACACUUAAUCGCAUAAACAAUUGUUCUAGCACGAUUACAAAUUUUUCUGAUCAGCAGCAAUUGAUCAAAAUCGAGACAGAACUGGGAAUGGAGAAGCACACGAAAAAGUCUGAGCGAGAAUCAAGUACUCGCGAAAAAGUUAUUGAUUCUGAAGCAAAUCUCAGAAGCCAGCAAAAAGAGUCUUACUUGACAAAGUCUACUAUCCAUGGCCUUUCAAAGAUUGAGGAAUCAAAACACUGGAGUCUGAAACUUCUGUGGAGUUUAGCAAUUCUGGCUCUUUUUGUUGGAAGCGUCACCAACAUUGUGUUCCUUGUGGCGGAAUUCCUUGAAUUCCGAACAUAUGUGCUUGUGGAGGAGCAUACAAACGAUACUGCAAAGUUCCCCAGUGUCACUAUUUGUAAUUUGAACUGCUACCAAAAAAGCAAAUUCAACAGUCUUGUCACUGAUAUGGAAAGACGUUUUCAAAGUUUCUUAAACAAGAGUAUGGAGAGAAAAAAGGUGUUAAGUAUGUUGAAACAUCCUGGUUUUUUUAAUUUUAUGAUCCAUUCCAACAUAACAUUGACGAAAGCCACGCAGUUCGCUUCAGAUAAGCUUUUCCUCGAUGGUAUCGAAGAUUGGUGUAGAUUUGGGUCUUUUCAAGAUUGCAAUCGAAGCGACUUCACAGAUAGUUUUCUGAGCCAUCAUUCUGGCUUCUGUAAGACUUUCAAUGUCAAUGGCAAGUUUACCCAGACUCUAUCCGGAGUAUAUGGAGGACUCAACUUAGUACUUUAUGUAAAUCAAGAUGACUAUAUGAAGUUAGUACCUUAUGAUAAUGCAGCAGGCGUUUUAGUUAUGGUACAUCCACAGGAUGUGUUCCCACGCCCAGACAAUGACUGGUUUGCCGUCCAACCAGGGACUCAGACGCUGAUAUCAAUAGAGCAAAAGUUCAUAUUUCGCAAGGAAAAGCCGUACACAUCAAAAUGUGUUGAUAGGGAGGGAGACCCAGUGUACCCAGGCCGUUAUGGUGUCAAUAACUGCUUGCAGUCUUGCCAUCAAUUGAAACUUUAUGAGAGAUGUGGCAUUAUUGACAACGCAGCACUUUAUCAUUUAAGUCGAAGAGGUAAAAAGUUACCCAAUCCGCCGAAAAACGUUUCAGGAGAUUCUGGUACUUGCUUGCUGGAAUUUUAUGGAGAUUUAUCUUCUAAAAAAGCAACGUGUGACUGUCCCUUACCGUGCUAUGAAGAAACCUUCAAACUCACUGGAACCAGCUCUCGAUGGCCCACUAACGUAGACAUGCAGUAUUACAGACCAGUUCUGUCUAAGGUAUUGAAUCGAACCAAUGUAUCAGAAGAUUUCAUACGCUCCAAUUUUUUGCAGUUGAACGUUUACUUCAAAUCUUUCAGCUACCAGAAAGCUAUGGAGGCGCCAGCAAUGAAUUUUUUCUCACUGGUUGCUGGUAUCGGCGGGUCACUCGGGCUUUUCAUUGGUGCCUCAUUCUUCUCUAUCCUUGAGUUUCUGACAUUUAUCAUCACAGCUUUAUUUGGUCGUUAUCAUAGACGAAUUGGUCACCAAGGUGCGUGGUUGAGAGACAAAGGACUUACUGCGGAACAGUUCACGGGAACUCGUCGUAGCAGAGCCAUCGGAAUGGUUGAAAACUUUAAAUAAACCUCUCUAGUUUUAUUUAAAUUAUGAAUGUUAUAU
Molecule: messenger RNA, 4083 nt
Organism: Rhopilema esculentum
Lineage: Eukaryota; Metazoa; Cnidaria; Scyphozoa; Rhizostomeae; Rhizostomatidae
Product: acid-sensing ion channel 1C-like
Biological process (GO): sodium ion transmembrane transport
Cellular component (GO): plasma membrane
Molecular function (GO): ligand-gated sodium channel activity
Source: RefSeq, a predicted model, not a curated record